Rhizopus microsporus ATCC 52813 is the source of this 465-nucleotide messenger RNA. RefSeq lists its product as uncharacterized. NCBI's taxonomy places the organism in Eukaryota, Fungi, Mucoromycota, Mucoromycetes, Mucorales, Rhizopodaceae. Gene Ontology annotation, molecular function: nucleic acid binding. The coding region runs from base 1 to 465 and encodes 154 amino acids. The transcript has a single exon. The record is from RefSeq and is a predicted model, not a curated record.
AUGAAUGUCCUAGAAAAAACCAUCGAAGGAAAUAUUAACGAAUGGGAUAAAUUCUUACCGUCAGUACAACUGUCAAUAAACAAUAAGACAAGUAAAAGGACGAACACACCGCCUUUUACCAUAAUGUUCGGUCGUAAGCUUAAUGAGUUUGCUGACUACUCAAAUGAGGACAUUAAAAAAGAAAUGACGGAAGAAGAAAUACAAGAAAGAAUAAAACAAAUGAAUGAAGUGGUAUUUCCAGCAAUCUACGAAAAAACCGUAGAGGUAAUUAAGAAGCAAAAGAAAGACUUUGACGGAAAAAAUAAAUCUUUCACUUUUCCAAAUGGAAGUCAUGUCAUGAUUAAAGUCAGACAACGCACAAAAUUUGGACCUAGAUACACUGGGCCAUAUGAAGUGAUCAAAAUGUGUGGUAUUUGGACUAAUAAAUGGCACAUCAAUAAGUCAUUAUACAUAAAGAACAAUUAA